This is a messenger RNA of Xiphias gladius (swordfish), 6632 nucleotides long. RefSeq names its product Cbl proto-oncogene, E3 ubiquitin protein ligase (gene cbl). Bases 751 to 3621 code for a protein of 956 amino acids. Gene Ontology annotation, biological process: cell surface receptor signaling pathway; negative regulation of epidermal growth factor-activated receptor activity. The transcript has 16 exons. Gene Ontology annotation, cellular component: membrane raft; plasma membrane. The record is from RefSeq and is a predicted model, not a curated record. Gene Ontology annotation, molecular function: SH3 domain binding; receptor tyrosine kinase binding; calcium ion binding. Lineage: Eukaryota; Metazoa; Chordata; Actinopteri; Istiophoriformes; Xiphiidae.
UACAGGAAAGGAAAGGGCCGCACAUACACGUCACGGGGGGAAACAGGAAAAUACUGGGCAAUGUUUAAUUCCCACAAUUAUUUAUUCACCCCUGUUCCGAGUGAGUGUCCGAGAAGCUUUUGCAGUUUUAAGCGCAACUUCCUCUCCUCAGUCAUCGGCGAGUCCUCUCUGUCGUCAGCCUCACAGCCCGCAGAGGAGGGCUGACACUGUCACCCAGCCACUGAACUUCCCGUCAAGACAGAGCACAGGCAAAAGGAACUGCUGCUGAAUAAAAGAAGAACGACAUCGGGCUUUGUCGAGAGGAGAGGACGCACUCCAGUCCACAAAGCUUCUGGGCAGAAAAACGGUGCCAUUGUCCUCCAGCUGAGGGCGAGUGGAGACAGGUCUGGUGCUCUGCUAAUUAGCCUGCGUGGGUCCCUGCGGAGAGACACAGGGCAGUGAAGCUAACUGCAGCACAGAGCGGCUUGCGCAGGGUGUGAGUAACUGAGGGGCUUGUUUGAGCCACAAUCGGGACAUUUCUCUGGCAAACUGAUGUUAGGUUUACUGAUGGGAGCAUUUACCCGAUAGUCAUCCCUCCCUCUACCCCCCGUUGGACCCUGGCUCGGAUUCGCCACUCGGGCGCUGUCCUCGCCGGGGGGUGCCGGAUCACAAUCGCCCGGUCCAGCUAACUCCAGGCGGCGGUUCGGUCCCCCUGACCCCUGCCCUGCCUCGCCUGUCUGCCGCUCUGGCCAACCCUAGCCGAGCUCGAACAUGGCAGGGAACCUGAAGAAAGGAGGGGGGUUCAUCGGAAUGAUGAAGGAUGCCUUCCAGCCACACCAUCACCAUCUCCACUCCCAUCACCAGCCCGGGGCCGUGGACAAAAAGACUGUAGAGAAAUGCUGGAAACUGAUGGACAAGGUGGUGCGCCUGUGCCAAAACCCCAAAUUGGCUCUGAAGAACAGCCCCCCUUACAUCCUGGAUCUGCUGCCAGACACCUACCAGCACCUGCGCACCAUCUUGUCUCGCUACGAGGGCAAAAUGGAGACUCUGGGGGACAACGAGUACUUCCGGGUCUUCAUGGAGAACUUAACAAAGAAGACCAAGCAGACCAUCAGCUUGUUCAAGGAAGGCAAAGAACGCAUGUACGAGGAGAACUCACAACCCAGGCGGAACCUCACUAAGCUGUCGUUAAUCUUCAGCCACAUGCUGGCUGAGCUGAAGGCCAUCUUCCCCAAUGGUCUGUUUCAGGGUGACAACUUCCGCAUCACCAAGGCAGAUGCUGCAGAGUUCUGGAGGCGCGCCUUCGGGGACAAGACCAUCGUGCCUUGGAAGGUGUUCCGUCAGUCUCUUCAUGAGUUUCAUCCCAUCAGCUCCGGACUGGAGGCCAUGGCCCUCAAGUCCACCAUUGACCUCACCUGCAAUGACUACAUAUCUGUCUUUGAGUUUGACAUCUUCACCAGGCUAUUUCAGCCUUGGUCGUCCCUGCUGCGGAACUGGAACAGCUUGGCAGUUACUCAUCCGGGGUACAUGGCCUUCCUCACCUACGAUGAGGUCAAAGCACGGUUGCAGAAGUUCAUUCACAAGCCUGGCAGUUACAUCUUCCGACUGAGCUGUACACGGCUGGGCCAGUGGGCGAUCGGCUACGUGACAGCAGAUGGAAACAUUCUCCAGACCAUUCCCCACAAUAAACCCCUCUUCCAGGCCCUCAUAGAUGGCUUCAGGGAAGGAUUCUAUUUAUUCCCUGAUGGCCGGACCCAAAACCCUGACCUGACAGGACUGUGUGAGCCUUCGCCUCAAGACCACAUCAAAGUCACACAGGAGCAAUAUGAGCUGUACUGUGAGAUGGGCUCCACUUUCCAGCUGUGUAAGAUUUGUGCCGAGAAUGACAAGGAUGUGAAGAUUGAGCCCUGUGGUCAUCUCAUGUGCACCUCCUGUCUCACUGCCUGGCAGGAGUCAGAAGGUCAGGGAACGGGGUGUCCCUUCUGUCGCUGUGAGAUUAAGGGUACGGAACCCAUUGUCGUGGAUCCUUUUGACCCUAAGGACAACAGCGGGGGCUCCUGCAGGGGCACAUUUGGGGCUGAGGGUGCACCAUCACCCAAUUAUGACGAUGAUGAUGACGACAGACUUGAAGAUCCCCAUCUCAUGAUGAGCAAACUUGCCUGUACAAAGGUGGAGCGGCCCCCAUCACCCAUGUCCAUGGCUCCUCAGUCCUCUCUUCCCCCUGUGCCGCCCAGACUAGACCUUCUACCGCACAGACCUCCCAACCCCCCUGGUGCCUCCAGCCCUGGGGUCACCACUAAGGCAGCAUCUCACCACAAAGACAAGCCUCUUCCCCUACCUCCAGCACUAAGGGAUCUUCCCCCUCCUCCCCCUCCGGACCGGCCCCACACAGCUGGGACAGCCUCUGAUGGACGGCUGCAGAGGCGGCCUUUACCCUGCACUCCCGGGGAGCCCCUUCGAGAUAAGCUCCCUCCUACACCUCCAAACCGGCCCCUGGCUGACUGGAACUCUAGGCCUGUUCCCAAGGCCCCCACCUCCUCUUCCUCAUCCUCAUCCUCAUCUUCCUCGUCCUCCCAAGUGUCCAGUCUGGGAGGGGACAUUCGAGCAGGUGUCAGGGAACUCUCCAACCGACACUCCCUCCCCUUGGCACUGCCCUCCGCUUUGGACACCCGCUCAGACUCACAGAAGAACAACAGCUCCCUCAGUCUGGAUCACCAGCUGAAUUUUGCCGCAGUAGCCGGUCAAGAUUAUGACAACCCCAAAGUGAAGCCCUCAGCCUCAGCCAACGCCAUCUAUGCACUGGCAAGCAGACCGUCUCCAGCCCUGAGGGCAGUGACAGGAGAGGAGGCACGUGACAAUGAGGAGGAGUCGGAGUACAUGAUUCCCUCCUCUCGCCCUGUCCUGCCCCCCAUCACGGCACUAUCUGCAGGGGAGACCACACCAGUCCUGAGGCCCCCACAACCUCAGCCUCUAUCAUCACUCCAGACACAGGCCCACGCCUCCACACUCAGCUCAAGGCUGGUACUGGCUGAGCUAGAGGAUGGACCUCAAAUGUAUGAAGCUAUGUACAACAUUCAGGCCAGGUCACAACAAGCCAGAGAUUCAGACUAUUCCGAGUUGCCCCCUCUGGCAAUGACCAAUGGUCCUAGGGACCACACGGCCGAGGACAGGGAAGAAGAAAACGGCUAUGACUUCCCUAAACCCCGGCUGCCAAUGCCGCCCGCCCGACGGACCCUUUCAGAACUGGGGGGGUCGUCUUCCUCCUCUUCGUCAUCCUCCUCAUGCUCAUCCUCCAUGGCUGCUUUCAGUCGCUUUUCUUUAGAUUCAGACGCUGGAGCUGCGGCAUCCUUCUCAGAGCCAGUGGAAGCACCAGAGAGACCUCCAAAGCCCCUGCCCAGACGAAUCAACUCGGAGCGUCGACCCAGCCCUGUCCCGCCCAUCCCCGCUCCGCCCAGUAGUGGGGCAACAGGAGGAGAAGCCAACCCUCAAAUCAGUAGCGAGAUAGAGCACCUCAUGAGUCAGGGAUACUCUUACCAGGACAUCCAGAAGGCACUGAUGAUUGCACAGAACAAUAUCGAAAUGGCCAAGAAUAUCCUACGCGAGUUUGUCUCAAUUCCCUCCACCGCUCAUCUUCUUACAUAGCACACUCCUCGUGCCUCCCUGUCGUGUUUGCUCUCUUGCUCUAGCUUGGCCCAGCCUGGUUGGGUUUAGGUUGGCGCAGGCCAGCCAAAAGCCCGAAGCCCAUUGCCUGCAGCACUACCUCCAGUGCUGGCUGACUCCCGACGCCCCUGUGGAUUUUAACUGGCUGUUACUUCAGAGAGCUCACAGCAUCUCUGGGACUCUGUGCCCUGCACUCCAUGCGCUUUCAACAGUGUCUGGCGUUCUUAAAACUGUUACAGCAGGCCUCUUCGCUUUCAAGAACAUCUCUGUGGGACUGACUGAGCACAUGUGGAACAAUGACAGGACGCCACAUGACGCAAGACUUUCAUAGGAAUCCUGGGAAGAGAGAUUCUUAUCUUUCAUGUCGAAGCCUCUUGCUGAAAAUGUAACCAACACCUCACAAAUAAAACUAAAAAUGUAUGUCUAUAUGAAAAUUUAAUAUAUGAGUAAAUGUAUAUUAAAUGUGUGUAAUAUAUACAGUACGUGCAUAUACAGUAUGUGAAAAUGAUUUCGGCUUUGAGGGUCGCUGUUGGUACAAGCGAUAUGGGUAGACAGGGACCAGAUUAAAGGGGGGUUUGGCCCUCUGUCGGACUAAGGGAUGUGAGUGUGGGGCAAAGUACUUGUGAGGAAGAGUCGGGUGUCUUCCUCACCAGGAUGUGUUGGUCAGCAGCAGCAGCUCAGAAGACAUGCAGCAGAGCUUUUCCAUUAUGAAUUCAGUCUGUUAUGGCCUUUGAUUAACAACGUUGCUUUGGUACUUUUUCUUUUUUUAGAAAGACAUCCAUGUUUUGUCGUGUUGUGUUUUUUGUUGUUUUUUGUUUUGUUUUGUUGGUUUUUUUUUUUCAAAGUAGCAUGACGAUGGUUUCAGGUCUGGACUGUUGUCUGGCAGUGUGUGUCUCCACGUGAGAGUGAGUGUUUAUGUGAGCAUGCAUGUGUGCGUGUCUGCCAGACCUACUCCUCAUGAACUGCUCCUAAAUGAACCCCUGUUCCUGUACAACAUGAAUGUGGAAUUACAGUCAGUAUACUCAGACUCUGUGCUCUGUAAACAUACUACUGCUCUAACUCAUAUGGCAGGGCCUAGUGUAGCUGUAGAGCCUGGCAAUGAGAUUAUUAGAGGACGUACUAAUGUUGACAACCCUGCAGUACCAGACAGGCUAGUGUUGUGUGAUCCGUGGCGGCUGAAACUUUUUCGUUCUGUCUUCGUCUAACUUCAUUGGCUGGCUGGUUCGGGUUUCUGUCUCCAGCUCAGUCCAGUGUUAUGAAACAAACAAAAAAAUGUCAUUGAUUUACUUUGGUAAUAUAUUAUUGUAAUAUGAUCAUAAAUAUUGUUAUUAUAAGUAACUCAGAAGUGCUUCACUGCUGCUACUAUUGUUAGUGCUAAACAAUUAAGCCUUAAAUGUACAUUUGUGAAUAUUGUGUUUAACCAUCAUCUUGUUUCUUUAAAGUGACAGUAUCACCCAUGUUUCUUCAGUCCGUAAUGUAGCAUACUUGAAAGUACAAAUAGCUUGUGAGCUAGCAGCCCUCUCAAGCUGUCUACUCUUCAGUGUUUUAAAAUCUUUUUUCUUUCUUUUUUCUUUUUCAUUUUUUUUUUGUAUAGCAACAGUAAUAAAUAAUAAUCUUUCACAUCAGUUUCCUUUCUCCAUGGAGUUUGCCCCACUGAAAUGGAGUAAGGCUUUCUAGAAAAGUAGGCUCAUGGGUUUUCUGGCCCACCCCCGAGUCUACGCUGAAAUCAGUAUUUGGGCCAACUGUAAGAACUAACUCAGGAAUAAUGUUUAUCUAAACAAGUGGCGUUCACCCUGGCUGUCAAAAAAAAUAGAUGAGGCUCACCUAUCAGCUGUCUGUUCAUCCAGGUGAUGUGUAGCCAAAAGUAUCCGUUUAAUGAAGUCACACAAGUAGCCUAUUACUUUUUUUUUUUCAUAUUAUAACUUGCACAUUUUUUGUAUUAUUUCCAAUAUUCGCAGGACUAGACAGCAGCUUAAUUUCCAGGUACUAUGAAUGAAUAAGAAAUUAAUGCAAGGAGCUUUUAGGUACAUUGACUUGAACCUCUCCCAGCAUAUGAAGAAUGUUGUUUUUUUUUUUGUUUGUUUGUUUGUUUUGGGAGGGUGUAGAUGACAUGUCAAUAGCUAACCAGCCCUAGCUUAUAAUGGGUAAUGCUGUGUUGACUGGAAGCUAUCUCCGCGCUGUCUGGCAAAUCCUCUAGUUGUUGUUUUGUUUUUUGUUUUGUUUUUUUGUUCUCUUUUUUCUGUUCCUAGUUGCCUUGAGAAACUUCUUGAAUGAUGGGUAAUCAACGGGGAGGUCCCCAAUCCUCAAUACUGUACCAAUGUUUUGUAGAUGUUUUUGAGGACCGCAUUGUCAUGUAUUAUUUACCUUUAUUUUUGUUUUGUUUUCACACAGUAUACCAAUUUGUGCUUUGAUACUGUCACUCUAAAGAAUAGCAAAUUGUAUAAAGUUAGUGAUAUGAAAAGAAAAAAUUGCUGUUUUAUUUCAUUUUGCAUUCCUGUACAUGUAUUUUGUUCCAAAGGUUUUGUUUACUUAUGUGAAUAAUUCUGUGAGCAGUGCCAUAUGUUUGGAGAUCCUCACCAUGUUUAGAAUAAGGCCUUGUUUUUGAAGAGUUUGUGGGUAUUGAUAUGUACCUGUUGAUCUCUGAAGGCAAGAUCGUGCAGUAUUGCUUAUAUUAAUCUGUCCUCUCUGAAUCGUCAGCCGCAUUUGGCCUCAUCUAAGAGAACAAGUGCUGAUCUCUGAAAAGCCUCUGCUUCCCUCUUACCUGAUGGAUAAAUCAGGUCCCAGAUCAGUUCUCAGCCUCAGUGAUGCUCCAUGCGUGCCUGCGCCCGUUGCCCUCAAACCCUCUGUUGGGGUACUACAACUUUCUGCCAGAAGAGGGAGCUGUUGUUCCAUGUAGACGUGUCGCUUCUCAUCAGUUAAAGGCAUUCAUUAACUUUUUGAUGGUUUUUAAGCUCAUAUCACUUUGGAAGUAUGCACAGUGCUGUUAAUAAAAU